AUGGACCCUCAGUUCGUGGAGAAACUGGCCCGCGUCGGAGAGAAGAUCACGGGCGAAUACGGGGGUUUGUUACUGCAGCACGCAAAAAUGGAUCAGCUCGCGACAGCCAGUGACAGCAAGAAUUUUGCGGAACUUGUCGUUCUCGACGAAGCCUGUGGAACGGGGGCAAUUGCCUCGCGACUUCUUCACAUGCUUGACGAAGAAACCAGGGCGAUGACCGACCUCACGCUGCUGGACAUAGCUAAGCCGUCACUUGAAUACGCCGAGCGACGUCUUCAAAAAGACGGGAGGAAGCUGCAAGCUCUCCGAACACUCCAGGCAGAUGCCACAGACACCAAGCUACCUUCUUCACACUUCACCCACGUCUUUCUCGGCUUCGGGCCAAUGGUCUUUUCCAACUGGCGAGCGGCCCUUCGUGAGAUACAUCGCAUGUUGCGACCUGGAGGGCUCGCGGCCAUGUCCACCUGGGGUGACGGCGGCUGGCUUCCCGACGUCCGCGCUGCACUGGCCAGCGACCCGUCUCUACCUCGCGGACCGGAUGCAAAGGAGCUCCUGGAAGCGUUCAGUCCAGACAGCGACUGGAGCGACCCGUCGUGGAUCACAACGACGCUCCAGGACUUCGGGUUCGAGGACAUCCAGAUCAAGACGGUGCCGAGAACGGGGGUCUUGGAUGGCAUGGAGGAGUUCAUGACUACCGUCCCCAUGACCCUGGGGAAUAUUAUUGAUAAGUGCUGGACCCCAGCUCAAGCUGAGGCGCACGGCGAGCGAGCAAAGGAGACGUUGGUCAAGUACGUGGCAGAGAAGUAUCCUUCAGGGGAGAUCAAGUGGGACUGGGUCGCCCAUCUCAUUACCGCGAGAAAGCCUGCGGCUGCGGGUUGA
Fonsecaea erecta is the source of this 879-nucleotide messenger RNA. RefSeq lists its product as hypothetical. The transcript has a single exon. The record is from RefSeq and is a predicted model, not a curated record. Bases 1 to 879 code for a protein of 292 amino acids. Lineage: Eukaryota; Fungi; Ascomycota; Eurotiomycetes; Chaetothyriales; Herpotrichiellaceae. Gene Ontology annotation, molecular function: methyltransferase activity.